AUGGGGAUUCUUUGUUUGCCGCCACCAGCGCCAGACAGGGCGGCCGGCAAGGAUUUCGAGGAGGCGGUGGAGCGGCGCUGGAAAUGGCUGCAAUGCGUGGAGGAUCUGGUGAGGAAGAUUGUUCUAGGGGGCGAAGGCCGGAUGUGGCUGUGCGCGGCGCUGGGAUCUCUUGAUUUGCCCCCGGCGGCGCAAAGAGCUGCGUUUCUAGGGCUCGUCUCGAAAGAUGGCGAGGAAGGGCGCAGUAUCCGGCAGCGCGUCAUCCGGAUGCUGUGCGAGAACAGGCCCGCGUGGGCAGCGAGGGUUCUCGCUCGCGACGAUCGACUUCUAAGGCGAUUCUUCGAAGGAGAUUCACAGAGAAUACUUCAGUGGUUUGGGAAGUUCUCGAGCGGUGGCAACAGCGAUCACCAGUGGGGUGCUCGAGCGCUGGCUCGAUUUACUUUCGUCCAUCGUGAAUCCUGCUGGCAUGAGCUCGAUUGGAAUGGCAAGCACGGCCAAGCUCCGGCCACGGUCGCGUCAAAGCCACAUUACUUCCUCGAGCUUGAUGUGUUGCGAACAGUGGACAACUUCCUCGACAAGGUACCAUCCUUUUGGAGGUCUGACGAGCUCUGGGACUCCAUGAAGAAUGGAGAGUUUUUGAGCCUCGACAUCGACUUCUUCAUCAACGCGCUUGAGGAGAAGAUGAUGGUGGACGAUUGCCCAGAGACUUGGAAUCUCGUGGAAGACUACCUCGCGGAGGAAUCGCUGUCCAAGCUCUCCAACUGCGUGCUCCAUCUCCUCUCGGAGGAGAGCCUCUUGACUUUCGUGAACGAGCUCGUCUUCCAGAUGAGCAGCAAGGGGCCGAGAAAGAACGAGAGGAAAGGUGGCGGCCGGGAAAAGCAAAAGACUUGGCUGCAAGAGGUGAUUCUAUCCGAGGAAAGGUGCCCGACGCUCUACGAUGCUAUCGUUUGCAACGCUUGUGCCAACCACAGGAGACAGAUAGUGAAGAUCGUUGGGGAUGAAGACUACGAGGAAGAAACAAAGGUUUUGAAGCGACUACUUGGUGAGGCCGAGUGUGAUCCAGCGGUGGUGUGGGCGGUGAGGAGGCAGAACUUGAAGCUGGAUAAGUGGAGUUGCUUGAAGUUCCUGGGGCUGGAAGCACUGAUGCUUUAUUGGUAUCUCACGGAGAAGAGCGGUCAGAUCUCCUAUCCUCUUCUAUUCAAAGAGAACAGGAUACGUUUCGACGCGGCUCCAGUAACCCCGAGGAAGAGGAAGAAGAGGAAAAGUCGGAAGAGCCGAAAAGAUACAGAGGAUUCAAGUAAUUCUGGCUCUGAUGAUGGUGAAAGCAGCAGUAUGGAGCACAAGUCGUGGAGAUUGUGCACGGACAACUUUCGGUUUUUGUGGAGAAAGGAAGAUCUUCCCGAACAUCUCUCUGGUUACGCGUUUGACGAAUGGGUCAGGUGGACGGUCGCGCAUUGGUAGAAGAGUUCAUGGAGUCAAGUCCUUUCUCUGUACUGAAAACUCCACAUGCUUCAUGUUUGCCGAAGAGAUUUUCUCGUAUGAAGCAGCUCUUUCGAUAGGUGAAAUUCUGCGCGGCAACCUCAAGAAUGAGGGCGCUCUUUGCAUUGCGGUUUGGAUUCGUUUUAAAGCAAUGGCAUGCUGACAAAAACAAGAAAACAAGCAAAGCACUCGUGUAAGAUUCGAAGUUUUUUUCCGUUUAGACGGUUUUUACUGUAUCAGAGAUCGAUGCCGGUAGUGAUUCUUGAUCUCCGCCAGUGGAAAAUGUGCGUGGUUCCUUUCUUUUGGUUUCUUUUGUUCUCGCUGCUGCUUGACUAACCAUCCAUUGGUUUCCUUCUUCGUCGUUGUUUUAUGUAGGUGCUCUUUGCAUUGCGUGGUCCGGGCUGGCAUAAAAUUGACGACAAUGAACGAUAAGAGCAAGGACAUGCUGACAAGAAAACAAAGGCAGGAGAGAGAGAAAAAAAAUAGUUUGACAAGAUAAAAAUGAAAAAAAAUAAAAAGACCAGGAAAACGGGAGCGAGCGAGCGAGCAACAGUGACAUAAAGUAAAAGCGGGUGUAGAUUCUAAGUAAAAAUAGUAAGUUAUCAGCUCUUUUUUUUCGUCUUU
Messenger RNA from Selaginella moellendorffii, 2100 nucleotides. RefSeq lists its product as uncharacterized. Bases 1 to 1458 code for a protein of 485 amino acids. The transcript is spliced from 5 exons. The record is from RefSeq and is a predicted model, not a curated record. NCBI's taxonomy places the organism in Eukaryota, Viridiplantae, Streptophyta, Lycopodiopsida, Selaginellales, Selaginellaceae.